CAUCAUAUGAAAUCCUCCUACUCUAACCGCACGUGUGCGCCCCUGGGGGUGUGCAGCAAGGCGAUCAGUGGAAAGAGCCAAUGACUUCGGCUCUGUCAUGUGAUCAGCUGUGUCCAAUCACAGCUGAUCGCAGCCCCAUCAAUGCCACCUGUCAGUGUCCAUCAAUGCCACCUGUCAGUGCACAUCAAUGCCACAUAUCAGUGCCUAUCGGUGCCCAUCUGAGCUGCCUUUCAGUGCCAACUAUCAGUGUCAGUGCCACCUAUCAGUGCCGCCUAUGAGUGCCAGUCAGCGCCGCAUAUCAGUGCCUGUCAGUGCCGCCUAACAGUUCCAGUCAGUG
Messenger RNA from Staurois parvus, 337 nucleotides. The record is from the annotation of a GenBank genome assembly. NCBI's taxonomy places the organism in Eukaryota, Metazoa, Chordata, Amphibia, Anura, Ranidae.